UUUCGUCACCCUGUUGUGAAAUGGCCGCGAAAAAUUGCGGGAAAUUACUGACUGAAAUAUUGGUAUGUUUCAUUAAGGCCGUGAACUAGAAACAGACCUUUAUGAUGUCGACUUUGACCGCGUUGUCUCAAUUGGAAACACUCUUUCAUUGCGAUCAAUGCGACUCUGUUAUGAAAGGAGGUGUGGCUUUCGUGUUGAGUCAAUGCCGUCAUUCUUUGUGUGAGGCGUGUCAAUCGAGCUUCGUGGGCGGUAACUGUCCCGUGGGUGGAUGUGAUCGACCCAAUCAUGGCAAGGAUAUUAUUAAGGACCGUCUCAUGAAGGAAAGAUUGGAGGCCUUGUUGGAAAUGCGUCAAGCCUUAGAAUCGAUCGAAAAUAUCGGCUCACAUCACGAUGAGCCCUUCGCCAAAACGGUCAGUCCACAUCCACCCUCACUUCAAUCCGUUCCCGUUCUCCGGGAAAUCAAGGAGAAGGUUACAAACCAGAAGGUCGUCAAGCCAAAGCCCAAGGCUAGAUCUAAAGCGCCCGCGAAAAUCCAACAGAAGCGUUCCAUUUUAAAAGCUAUUCCAUCGGAAGGUGCGAAUAAGUCUCCCUCUUCAGAAACUGAGGAAAAUAUCCGGAUGGCUCCUCCAACAAAGAUGCCCAGCUCCAAACCUGAACGUCUACUCAACAAAAAGAAUGCCAAAGGAGAAACAAAGCUCCACGUGGCUUGUAUCAAAGGCCAAGUGGAUGAGGUCAAACGUUUGCUGGACCUGGGGGCCAACCCCAACACUCAGGAUCAUGCGGGUUGGACCCCGUUGCACGAGGUGGCCCAAAAUGGCCAUGUUGAGAUUUUGCGCUUGCUUUUGGAUAGUGGAGCGGCGCCCAAUGUGCCUGGAACCGAUAAUGUCACUCCACUUCACGACGCAGUAGUCUCUAAAGAUGUCCAAUCGGUGGAAAUAUUGGUCAAGUAUGGAGCUAAAAAAGACGCCAUCAACGCCAAAGGCCAAACCCCUCGUGAUUUAGCGUCGAAUGAAGCAUUACGAGAGACGAUUGACCGUACCGAAUGUGAUAUGACGGCUUCCGAGCAACUGGAAACAUCCUUGAUUCAUUUCGCGGCCUCGGCUCAAGAUGGUCAAGUCAAGGUUUUGCCCCUGGAUUUGAGUGCUGGCGAAAUUGUAGCCCUCAAAGGAGCCCAAUCCUCAUUGGGAUUCAAAAUUGACUCCAAAUUGAACCCAAGCAUCACACAUGUUCUCUUUACGGGAUCUUCAGAUCUGGCAGUGGAUGGAAAUGCAGUCUACUACAGAGCCCUACUCUCAGGCAAAUUGCUCCUGCGCUUCAAUUGGUUGGAAACCAGCGUUAAAACGGGUGAACUGGUCUUCGAUGAAGACGACAUGGAGACCUACCUCAUCAAAGGCACCAAGACCUAUCCGUUUGGGGCUCCAGCCAAAGCAUGGGCCAAUGGUCUGCAGAAGUUGCCCGAGCUCUUUGACAACUGCCAUUUCUUCUUCAAAGGUGAUUUCAAGCCCAAUGAUUGUUAUCCAGAUAAAUCUCAGUUGGUUGGCAUUGCACAAGCCGGGGGUGGGACAGUCUUGACCAGAGAACCAGAUCCGGAAAGUAUUCCCGCCAAUGAGCAAAAGAUUCCAUUCCAUGCGGAUCAAAAUGGUCCGUUGGCCAAGUGCUCUCAUUUUAUCAUUUACCAAGAAGGCAGGACUUUGCCAAAGAUGAGGUACAAUAUGCCCCACAUCAAGACCUUGUCUCUGGCUUGGUUCUUUGAAUGCAUCAAUAACUUUCGACUUGUGGAUCCGUUCGAAUGAACGCGUUAUAUUUCAUGAAAAAUGAUGCUUUACAACAAACACCCAGGUGGCUUUCUUGUUCUUUCCGUUUCUUCCGUUCAAACAUCGCAAGCGAAUCGAAGAGCCUGGUCCAAAUCCUUGAUGAGGUCCUCGGGGUUCUCCAGACCCACAGAUACUCGAAUGAGAUUCUCGGUGACGCCCAAAGCCACUCGUUCCUUUUCAGCAAUGGAGGCGUGGGUCAUUAAAUAUGGUAGCUCGGCCAAAGAUUCGUACCCGCCCAAACUCUCUGCCAGAGUCACCAAUUGCAAUUGAGACAGGAACUUUCGCGAUUCGGGCAAUUUACCCUUCAAGUAGAACGAGAUCAUUCCGGAGUGUCCGUAUUGUUGCUUCUUCACCAAAUCGUGUUGGGGAUGAGACGGCAGACCCGGAUGACGGAUGGAUUCCACGCACGGGUGUUUUUCCAGGAACUCUCCAACCACGAGGGCAUUCUUUUGAUGCUCCUCCAUACGGAUAUUCAAGGUUUUCAGACUCCGGUUCACGAGAUAGCAAUCGAAGGGUGAUGGCACGGGUCCAAUGGCAUUUUGCAGGAAUCUGAUCCGAUCGUGGAGAUCGGAAUCGUUCAAGGCGAUUGAUCCCAUGAUAACGUCGCUAUGACCGUUCAUGUAUUUGGUCAAGGAAUAGUACGUGAUGUCGGCCCCCAACUCCAGAGGUCGCUGUGGAAAUCGGUACCAAUAUUAGUUAUUCGUUUGCCUCUUGAAACAUAACAUUGGAUGUUUUUAAGAGCUCUUACCUGGAAAUAAGCCGACUCGAAGGUGUUAUCAACCACCAAGAACACUCCAGGUUGAGCGUGGACAAUAUCUGCCACGGCCUUGAUAUCGGUCACUUUCAAAGUAGGAUUGGACGGGGUCUCCACCCAGACCUGAAAUGAAAAUUCGACUUUAUCCAAUGGAAAUCCCGAGGUAAACCCGCUUCGUUGGUGAAACACUGACCAUCUUGGUGUUGGGUCGCAGAGCCUCUUUGAUCUUUUGGGGGUCAGUGGCAUCAACAAAAGACGUCUCGAUGUUCAUCCUGGCCGCCACUUGCCGGAAAUAUCGGUUGGUUCCGCCAUACAAAUCGUUCAUGGACACAAUAUGGUCUCCAGCAUUCAACAAGUGGGUCAAGGAAGUGGUGGCAGCCAAACCCGAGGAAAAGGUCACGGCAUACUUAGCCCCAUCCAAACUCGCCAAGCACGCUUCCAAGCAAUCGCGGGUGGGAUUUCCCGAUCGUCCGUACUCAUACCUAAACACGAGGAGUCCAAUUCGUCAUUCGUGUCCAUGGGAAGAACUAACAAAUCUAUCAGGAAUACAUACUUCUUGAAAUCAGCCGGUCCCUGUUGCUUGAACGUGGUAGACAUGGAGAUAUGAGGCACCACGGCCAUAGAGUUCCAUUGCUCGGGCUCUUGACCUUCGUGAAGGGCCUUGGUCGAGAAGCUCGGAUCGUUGGGGCGGAAAGCGGACAUGAUGAGGAUAUCUGAUGGGAAGAGCACAAAUUUAAGGUGUGAGAUUGACUGUACGGUUCCCGGGAUUUCACGAGUGAAGCGUGUCAGUGAAGAGGAAAGCUCUGCAGAUCUGUCCAGUUGGCACAGCUGUUCUCUUGAGCCACUCGUGAACAGAUAGGCAUAGAAUACAGUUCCUAACGGUCAGUUGUCAUUUCGUGGUUGAUAGUCAAGAUUUUACCUAAGGAAAACCGGUUAUCAUAGAAGAAAAAUGUUUUCUUGUGUGUUUCACUUUUACGACGGUUGUGACGACAAAAUACACCUCUAGUUAUGUU
Messenger RNA from Tigriopus californicus, 3581 nucleotides. RefSeq names its product BRCA1-associated RING domain protein 1-like. Lineage: Eukaryota; Metazoa; Arthropoda; Copepoda; Harpacticoida; Harpacticidae. The transcript has 6 exons. Gene Ontology annotation, molecular function: protein binding. The record is from RefSeq and is a predicted model, not a curated record. Bases 102 to 1793 code for a protein of 563 amino acids.